This is a messenger RNA of Mesocestoides corti, 2982 nucleotides long. NCBI's taxonomy places the organism in Eukaryota, Metazoa, Platyhelminthes, Cestoda, Cyclophyllidea, Mesocestoididae. The record is from the annotation of a GenBank genome assembly.
AUGGGGACGGAGGUGGCCUUCAAAGCUCCUGAUAAUGCUGAGAACCUUCUUAAGAAGCCCAAAGAAAAUGCCGAAGAUGAUUUGAGCGAGGAGGAUAGGCAACUUCUUGAGUCACUCAACAUGCUUCUUCAACGUCUCGAAGAACCAGACGUCAGCUUGUACGAUGCUGCCAUUGAAAGUUUAAAAACCUUGAUUAAGUCAUCUACAACGUCCAUGACAUCGGUUCCCAAGCCAUUAAAAUUCCUUCGCCCCCAUUAUGCACGUAUCAAGACAAUUUACGAAAACAUAAGCAACCCCAUAACAAAAGCUAACUGUGCAGAGGUUGUGUCUGUGGUUGGAAUGACAAUGGCUGAUGAUCCUGAUUGCAAACAUGAUACACUCAACUAUCGUCUACUUAGUAAGAAUGAUGAUAUUGGCGUUUGGGGCCACGAAUAUGUACGCCACUUGACCAACCAAAUUGUUGAAAUAUGGGUGGAGUCAUACCUAUCUGGGUCUGACGAAGGAUCCGUCUUAUCCGACGAGUCUAAUAAGAAGAAGGCUGAAUACAUUGAAUUAGUCGAGAAGAUUAUUCCGUACCUGAUGGAACAUAACGCAGAAUCCGAAGCUAUCGAUCUGUGUAUUGAAAUUGAGCAUCUUCAAUUUCUUGAAAAGCACACGACUGAAUUGAAUUUCCAACGUGUUUGCCUUUAUCUAACCAGUUGUGUUGCUUAUAUUCCGGAUCCCGAUAACACGAAGGUUCUUCGAUGCGCUGAGAGCAUUUACAGAAAGUAUAAGGACCUUGGGAAUGCGAUGAGAUGUGCUCUUAGCCUCAAUGAUGCAACUCUAGCUCAAUCGAUUUUUAACGAAGCGGCAACUCUCCCUGUUUCUCGCAAGGGUAUCACUGGAACUGAUGUCAGGCGACAGUUGGCCUAUUUUCUUGGAAAGCACCAGUUUAUUACACCAUAUGAUGAAGCUUUAGCUGAAGAAGAUGAAGAUCUUGCCGAGAUGCUGGGCAAUACUCGUCUUUCUGAACAUUUCCUUUCACUUGCCAGAGAGCUUGAUAUAAUGGACCCUAAGCUACCGGAGGAUGUUUACAAGCAACAUUUGGAACCGUCACGUCUAGCCAUGUCUUCUAUGCUAGACACCAUGCGAACGAACUCAGCAGCCUCAUAUGUCAAUGGCUUAGUAAACUGUGGUUUCGGAAAGGAGAAGCUGAUACAAGAUGAAUCCAAAGAAGGGACUUGGCUUUCUCGACAAAAAGACCUAGGCAAAAUGAGUGCAGUUGCUACCCUUGGGUGGGUUUUGCUAUGGGACGUGGACAGUGGCCUAUCCCAGAUCGACAAAUAUCUUUAUGCUGCGGACGACCACACUCAAGCUGGUGCCUUGCUCGGUUGUGGCGUGGUAAAUUGUGGUGUCAAGAACGAAUGCGACCCGGCCCUCGCUCUUCUCUCCUCAUACGUGGAACAUCAAACUGAUGUCUUGUCUCGUGCCGCCAUUAUCGGCCUUGGGGUAGCUUACUCUGGUUCAAACAAACAGGAAGCAAUUUCCCACCUCGUGCCAGCAAUUCUAGAUACCUCUUCAGGUCGCCUUCAGCACGCCUGUUUGGCCGCCCUGUCUGCCGGCAUGAUUGCUGUAGGCUCCCUGAAUGAGGAGGUUACUUCCACUAUCAUUCAAACUAUGCUAGAGCGUCCAAGUACCCACUGGAACAACACUUUUAGCAAGUUCAUGGCAUUGGGACUGGCCCUCACCUGCCUAGGACGACAAGAUGAGGCCGACGUGAUUCUAGCUUCGUUAGAGGCGGUUACAGAACCAAUGAAGUCAAUGGCACAUAUGAUGUGUGAUGUUUGUGCGUAUGCAGGAAGCGGCAACGUGCUGAAAAUCCAGAACCUCCUUCACAUUCUCUCAGAGAAGUAUGAAGAAAAGGUGGAAAAAGUCGAAAAGUCGAAGUCUUCCGCUGCCUCGGCUGGAGCAGAAAAGUCCAAGUCGAAGGACCAUCACCAUCACAAGAAGGAGUCGCGUAGAAGUUCAGGCAACCCAGGCGGUCGCCGGGUACGUCGGCACGCGGGUUCAAGCAGCACCAAACCACCCACCGAAAGUGCCUCAGCCACUACGGAGGAACCGAUGCAGAUCGAUGAUCAGGCGGCAGCUUCCUCUGAAGACGCCAACACCACUUCGACUGGCGCAACCAUGGGUUUUGACUUCCACGCCCACCAAGGGCUUGCGGUUCUGGGGAUUGCCAUAAUCGCUAUGGGGGAGGAGGUUGGUCAGGAGAUGGCUUUCCGGAUGUUCGGACACCUGCUCAGAUUUGGGGAGACCCCGAUCAAGAGAAUUGUGCCUUUGGCGUUAGCCCUUUGCUAUGUCUCGAAUCCCCAACUCAAGGUGCUGGAUACGCUAAGCAAGUUCAGCCAUGAUUCUGAUCCAGAGCUCUCUUACAACUCGGUUUUGGCGAUGGGUAUCGUCGGUGCUGGUACCAACAACGCACGCUUGGCAGCCAUGCUUCGUCAACUGGCUGGAUAUCAUGCUAGAGAUCCUUACAACCUCUUCUUGGUUCGCCUCGCUCAGGGCCUGACCCAUUUGGGCAAGGGUACUCUCACACUCACUCCAUGGCACUCAGAUCAUGCGCUGUUCCGACCAGUUAGUUUAGCGGGUCUCCUGACUCUGCUCGUCUCGUGCCUCGAAAUGCGAAUGACCUUUAUGGGCCGAAGCGACUAUUUGAUUUUCUACCUAACCCCGGCUAUCCAACCACGCCUUCUGAUGACCUUUGAUAAGGACUUGAAACCCCUUACUGUCACCGUCCGUGUCGGUCAGGCCGUUGAUGUCGUUGGUCAGGCUGGCCGCCCGAAGACCAUCACUGGUUUCCAGACGCACACCACUCCAGUCCUCCUAGCGCAUGGAGAGCGCGCGGAGUUGGCAACUGACGAGUACUUGCCUGUCACAAACUUACCCCUCGAGGGAUUUGUUAUUCUCGCAAAGAAUCCCUCUUAUGAAAAGCCAGCGGCAUAA